This is a messenger RNA of Clarias gariepinus (North African catfish), 4471 nucleotides long. RefSeq lists its product as uncharacterized. NCBI's taxonomy places the organism in Eukaryota, Metazoa, Chordata, Actinopteri, Siluriformes, Clariidae. The record is from RefSeq and is a predicted model, not a curated record. The transcript is spliced from 11 exons. Bases 177 to 2519 code for a protein of 780 amino acids.
AAAGAAACCGCAGGACAAUGUUCCGGAGUCUCCAUCAGCACCACAUUAUCAGUCAGAUAUUAAGCAGCUUCAGGAGUUGCAGACUUUGGACAAACUUGUUGGACAUCCGCCACAAGAGAAGGCUGAUGUAGCCGUGUUAAUGAUCGAAUCACUUAUUACCACAUUUAAACAAUACAAUGAAAGGAAAGAUCUUCAAGGACAUCAGAGACCUCAUUUUUGAUCUCAGCGAUACGGAAUGGAGUGCUGUGACCAGAGACCUUUCCUCCAAUUACACCAAAUUGGAAAUGAUCCUCCUGUUCUCGGCGAUGGUAAAAAUCUUGUCAACUCAAGUUAUUGAAUGCGUCCUGCCAACGGUCAUCGAUGAUGUAGGCAUAGAACCAGUUCUCCGGGCGGAAAUAAAACUAAGAGAAAAAGCUAAACAGGACCUUGCUAUGUCCCAAGGAUCACUAGAGGAUCCAUGUGACUGUCUAUGCAGCUUCAUCGAAGGAGUUUUGACCCAAAUCAAAAAAGCGUUCAAACAGGCAUUUAUGCAGUUUACCUCUACAAAAGCUCCAGCUAAAAGUAAAAGGUCUAAAAAGGUGAAGAAAAACUUUGAUUCUGCACGACAAUCAUCAAGUGACAGCUUCCAAAUUGAUGAGCUUACAGACAUGUACACAAAGGCCAUAAUCAGCGAGUUAAUACAAUUUAGCUGUCCAGAAAUUUCUUAUUUAGUGCCAAAAGGCAGAAAACCUGACAAGCCUGUAGCAUUAAACCGAUUUAUAAGUGCCAUCAUGAAGACAAUGAAAUACGUUGGGAAAGGUCUUGGAUGUUCUUCCACAAGCAAUGAUAAGGAGAGUCCGACUUCUGAUAGGAGUGAAAAGAGAAUUUUCGGUGAGCAGUUUAGAAACAAGGCAGUACUCACUAUAAGCAGUAUCCUACUUGAGGCAAAGGAAGAAGUCAUUUCAGCAGGGUCACCAAACUCAAACAAUGGUCCAUUUGUCGGCCCCUUAGGUGAAAUGACAAUCACCGAAUCAUCAGUCCGUGUGUGGCCAACAGCUUCAAAAAUUACAAAGAUGUUUUUGAAAAGUUUAAAAACCCAGUCUGUUCAGACAAAUUCUGAUUCAAGCAAACUCCGUUUUUCACUAAACAGUUAUUUCCCAGCUGCCAAUGAAACCUAUACGUGUUUAGAGAAGGAGGUGAAUUCAUUUCUUUUGAAGGUCCAAAAGUCAGCUUUCCCAGAAAAAGAGCUUAAUGAAAAAUCUGUAGAAAGCAUGCACCAAGAGUCAGGAAAUAGUGAUGCUUCUUCAUCAAGACUUUCAUCUGUACAUGAAAAUCCAUCCAUGAUGAACAUUCUGAAAUGCAGCAGCACUACUAUUUGUGAAAAGGAACUACUUUUUAUCGACAAGUGCACAGACGAAGUGAUCUGCAAAAUUUUGUCAGUGUACAAGGCGCAAAAACAAAAACUGUCCUCUGAUCACUUCCAGUCUACAUGCGCUCAGUUAGUGUGUGAUCUCCUUACUAGAAAAUUGCGAAUGCCCCAUACUGGAAGAAAAAACAGUAAAACUGUGAGGUCCCCCUCUUCAGAUGAGCCUCACAGAGGACUAUCAUGUAACCAGAUAAAAUAUCUGGAAUCUGCAGCUUUGGAAAUUACACAGUCUUUUUCAAAAGAUUUAGGGGAAUGUUUAGAGGCCUUACCUGGGGAUGAAGGUCAAAACUGCCUGGGCAACAAAAGUGCUUUGGAUUAUGCAAAUGUGUUUGCUCCUUUUCGUUUGUUUAGGAAUGUGAGAGAUCAGAUCAAGAACAUUUUCUCUACUGUAAAUGAAGCCAGACAGUCAAACCUAAGCAUUGGGACAACUGAGGUCUCAAUCAAAGAAGAUGAUGCUGUUGGUCAGAAAUCUUCCUCUGAUCACGAAAGUUUCUCCCAUGCCUUCAUCCAACAGCAGUUUCGAAGACCAAACUCAGCCAUAAACCAGCUGAAGGGUGUUCUGUGUACUAACCCUACCAUGUUGCAUCUGCAUGAUCUCCACUUUACAAAUGCAGUCUCAACCCUUCUGAGUAAUAUGAUCGGAGCGAUAAGUAGCUUAAGGAGGUUUUCUAAUUCGAUUCAAAAGAAUGCAUCUUCAAAAAGUAGCACUGAAUGUUUUCCUGUAGUAGUCCACAACCUUGUCCUGGAAUUUAUUAAACAUGUAGCUUGUUAUUUUGGAAGCACAAUUUCAACGUUUUCCUAUUUGCCUGCUCAGAAAGAGAGGCUAACUUGCUGUAAGGGGAAAUUAAAAACAGACUCUGCGCGAGCCAUUAUGAUUUCACUUACAGAUUUGACAAAUGGUCUUACAUAUUUCAUGACCGAAUUUACAAACUCAUUGGCCACGACCACAAGAAGGACUCGAAAUGCUGACAGUCAGGAAGGACAAUCCAGUUCCUUGGAUAACGAGUGCUCUGGAUCAAGUCUUCAACCUCCUGCUGCAAAAAGAAGACGAGGAGGAGAACCACCAAAAACUCAAGUAAGGAGUCAAAAGACCCGAGCUGCCUUUAGGAAAUAGAGUCUGUUAAUAAAAUAAAUGCUUUCACCCUGAGCACUCAUUUUUCACUCACAGCUGUCUGUGCAUGCGUUUAUGGAAUUUUGUGGGCAUCACAAAAUGCAAAUGAGCUGUGUUGGGGUAAUAAUGAUUCCUUAAGAGAGACAGUUGGCUGUUAUCUGAGCAGGGAUUUUGCAGUUGUUUUCGGCUCACCUUCAUACGCUGUUAAACAUGAGACAAUGGCUCUGUGCAUCUUUAACAUGAAGAGUUACCAGCCAAUCACAAAUUGGCAAACAGAACCUCAGAUUAAAGCCAUUAUGAAGGCUUUACAGAUCAUGAGAAGAAAACAAAGCCAAAGACCCAAUUCAGCACCAUGACCGUCUCUGGCACACAAAAUAAGGGUGAAAUGCCCUUACCUCCAGAUUCCCAAGAGGACAGCAGAGCAAGAAGAAUGCCCAUGACUGUUCACCAACAAUGUGCAUACUUUACUUUCACUAGUAAGGAAGCUAAAGUCUACAGACAUCUAAAGAAGGGAAUUCUAACCCUCAUGGCUCUUCAGGUCACUGGAUGAAGUCGUCCUCGACUGGUUCCUUUGCUUUUGGUAUUAGUGCUCCCACCUUUCUGCGGGACGUGGUAGAAGCACUGGAAUGUACACUCUUGCUCACCCAUGUAAAAGAGACUGUCGAAAAGAAGCCCUCCACACAAUCCCUUCUCCUUGGCGAGAAGCUUUGCACUACCAGACUCUGCAGGAGUUCCUGAUCAAUGAGUCAAUGCCCCCCGAGCCAGCAAAGUCUGCCCGUGUCUGGGGGCUUUGGGCCAAUGACCGUAGCGAUGAUGAUGCCAACCCAGCACCCACACAAUGGGUCUGAUUUGAAGAAAAUCCACUUCCUACCCUCAUUGACACAGGGAGUGCUGUCACACUAGCUCACCCCUGGGUCACCCCAGCAAAUGUGGUUUCCACUGCCUGUUUCCAUUCUGUUCCAUUUUCUUUCCUCUUAGAGUCAAAAUUCCCCUCCAUGAAGCACACCACCAAGUUGGGGCCACCGUCAAACCUUAAAUGCCCCCCUGUGUUCUUGUCCUCAGUUUUUUCAGCUGCUGAUAUAAAAAUGUUUGUUGUUUGUUUUUGCACAAGCAAUUCCAUCACAUGCAUGUUACAGGCAUUCCUCAAUAAUGCAUGUAACAGUAGGCAUCAUCAUCAUAAACUUGAGUCAGUUGCAGAAUCUGCAGGUAAUCCUCUAGUAUCUUAUAUUAUCCUUAUGCCAAUCCUUAUGUAAUCCUUAUUACUUUACAACCAAGGAAAAAUUAUACAUGCUUUAGUUACUGUGUUUACGUUCCUGGUUGCAAUCCUACUUCAAGGCCAAGGCUACUUUAACAGUGGUUAGCUAACUAAUUCUGAAAGGAAUUCUGGAAGUUGCUGAAAGGAAAUCAGUACCUAAAAGACAUUUGCUGUAGGUGAAUGUUAAAAAUCACUUAUAAGCUACUGAACUCACUGCUGCUCUGAUUAGGUGUAAUCAUUUUGAAAGUUGUAACUGUAUUAGACAUUUAAACAUACAUGAAGGCUGGAUGCUAAUUUCUGAAAGCAUGUUAAUCUACUGUAUAUAACACUGUUUAAGAGAUGCAAACAGUUAUAAUAUAACCACAAUACUGCAGACAAAAAUAAUGCAGCAAUGCAAUCAUGAGGAAAAAUAUGCAACGAUGUAACAGUCAUGUUAGUCCUACUACAUUGGGUAAAUGAAAUAAAUAGUAUAAACUUUUAGGCAAUUAAAUUUUUAAAGAACAUUUUACCCUGGAUAAAAUCUAAUUAGGUGAAUCUAGCUAAGUUUGACUUUGAGGUCAAUCACACUGUUAUUAUAAUACAGCUAUGUUUUAUUUUAAGGAAGGUUAAAUUGGUUCAUUCAGUGUGAUAUGGUUAUGUUUAUUAUUUUUUUAAUCAUGUUGGUUCAAUAAGACAGUGAUACCUUUAGCAUAAAACUUUU